Messenger RNA from Kockovaella imperatae, 1677 nucleotides. Its product is annotated as hexokinase-domain-containing protein. Gene Ontology annotation, molecular function: D-glucose binding; ATP binding; fructokinase activity. Gene Ontology annotation, biological process: glucose 6-phosphate metabolic process; glycolytic process; intracellular glucose homeostasis. The record is from RefSeq and is a predicted model, not a curated record. Gene Ontology annotation, cellular component: mitochondrion; cytosol. Bases 1 to 1677 code for a protein of 558 amino acids. Lineage: Eukaryota; Fungi; Basidiomycota; Tremellomycetes; Tremellales; Cuniculitremaceae. The transcript has 17 exons.
AUGUCGAGGAACAGUUCUGGUACUGGAACUCCUUCAGGAGCGGGUGGAGGAGCAGUCAUGGAUAAUGGGACCAACCUCGGUUCUGCACUAGGUCGUAAAGCCAGCUUGGGACCGUCCCAAAAGCAAACUUUCAACAUGGAAAGGAGGACAAGCGCUUCGGCCGCUGGUAGUGGACGAGUCAGCAGACGAGGCAGUGGAGUCGUGGUGACUCCCAGUGGAACUCAGGCUGUCUAUCAUACCCGAACCCAUGGUGAAGCAGAGUUCCCACACGCUGAGAAGAAAACCAUGGCCGACCAGCUCAGAAAGUAUGAGAGUCUCCUGACUCUGACCCCGCAAAGAAUGCGUAUGAUCGUCCACGCUAUCGAGGAAACCCUUGAUGCAGGAUUGCAGAAGGACGGAAUGGUUGUCGUGAUUCCAACCUUUGUCUUUGGCUGGCCGACCGGCGAGGAAAAAGGCGAGUACCUUGCUCUUGACUUGGGUGGAACCAACCUGCGAGUCUGUCUUGUCACCUUGAUGGGACACGGCAAAUUCGAAGUAACUCAAACCAAAUACCGACUUACCGAGGACCAAAAGCAAGAGGAUGGUCAAAAGCUUCUCGACUUUUGCGCCGAAUGUCUGGACAGUUUCAUCCGAGACAGCUUGGGUCGAACAGAGGAGGAUGGGAUCUUGUCAUUGGGCUUCACAUUCUCCUAUCCUUGCUCUCAACUGAGAAUCGAUCACGGAGGCACGUUGCAUUGGAUCUCGAUCCCCCUCAUUCGCUGGACCAAGGGCUUUGGUGCUCCCAAUAUCGAGGGGCAUGAUGUCGCAGCCAUGUUCGCUGCAUCGCUGAAGCGACUCAAUGUGCCCGCCGAAUUGACAGCGUUGAUCAACGACACGACCGGAACGCUCAUUGCCUCCAACUACGUCGAUCCCCACACAAAGAUCGCUGUCAUCUUUGGUACUGGAUGUAAUGCUGCUUAUAUGGAAAACGCUGGAAGCAUUCCAAAGAUGGCCAGUGUGGGCUUGCCUGAAGAUCAGGGAAUGGCUAUCAACUGCGAGUGGGGUGCCUUCGACUCGUUUGACCACCAGCACCUCCCUCGUACAAAGUACGACAUCCAGAUCGAUGAAGCGUCAAACAAGCCUGGCGAGCAAUCUUUCGAAAAGAUGAUUGCCGGUCUGUAUCUCGGUGAAAUCUUCCGACUCAUCAUGACGGAUAUGAUCGAUUCUGGUGACCUCUUUUUGGGACAGAACACGUACAAACUUGAAAAAGCUUAUGCUUUUGACACGGCUUUCUUGUCAUUGAUGGAGAGUGACCCCACCGACGAGCUCUUAACGAUUGUCGGAGUCUUCACUCACUUCUUCGGUAUCGAGACGACCUUGGAAGAGCGUCAAUUCUUCAAGAAGCUCGCUGUGCUCAUCGGAACUCGUGCCGCUCGCCUCUCAGCAUGUGGUAUCGCUGCAAUCGUUAGCAAGAAGGGAUAUCUGGAGAAAGGAUGCGCAGUCGGAGCCGAUGGAUCGCUUUACAACAAAUACCCUCAUUUUGCGGACCGAGUCCACACUGCGCUCGUGGAUAUCUUUGGGGAGAAGGGCAGAAAUAUUGUUACUCACCAUGCUGAAGAUGGAUCUGGAGUGGGAUCUGCUAUCAUUGCGGCUAUGACCAAGGCCAGGAAGGAGAAAGGAUAUUACGUCGAUUACUAG